UCAAUGUUGAGGAAACUUCUGGGUUCGAGAUUAUAUAAUACGUGGCCGCGUUAUAAGAAUAUCAGCUUUAUUGCACUCUACGUCGCAUCACGUAAGAUCGAAUUUUUGUUUUUGGGAAUUAUUUCGGCAGUUGCAUGGAAAUCAGUCGUAAAUCAGUCAGAAAAUAUGAGGACACCGAUCUUAAGUUUUGUUUGUGGAGCAGGAAUGUUGUCGAUUGUCUUAGUGUUGUAUAAUCGAUAUAGUCUGGAAGCGAGAAAGCUACCAGAAGGCGAGGCAGUUGAUUGGAAAUUUAUGUUUUAUUUGAAGAAAUAUGUUCCUGCCUUUCGGAAUUUUGGCAUACCUUACCGAGAAUUUUCAGCGGAUGAUUUCUAA
Messenger RNA from Thelazia callipaeda (thelaziosis nematode), 372 nucleotides. The record is from the annotation of a GenBank genome assembly. NCBI's taxonomy places the organism in Eukaryota, Metazoa, Nematoda, Chromadorea, Rhabditida, Thelaziidae.